This is a messenger RNA of Leptopilina heterotoma, 3118 nucleotides long. Its product is annotated as late secretory pathway protein AVL9 homolog. Gene Ontology annotation, cellular component: cytoplasm. The record is from RefSeq and is a predicted model, not a curated record. Bases 372 to 2321 code for a protein of 649 amino acids. The transcript is spliced from 9 exons. Lineage: Eukaryota; Metazoa; Arthropoda; Insecta; Hymenoptera; Figitidae.
UGCUUCAAGUUACACACUAUAGCAAAAUUUCUAUAGAAUUCAUUCGACAAGUUUUUGACAUGUACAAUUCCAUCUGUGUUUAAUUUUUAUUUAUUAACAACUUCUGACGCAUAACUACUUUAUUUAACAGUGAAUCAGUUUUUGAUACUAAUUUACAUUAUACCUUAAACUUUUUUUAAUUAUGAAGUAUUGUCAUUUUUUAAUUUCAUUUUUUCUAGACUUUCAAGAAUGAAUUAUUCUAAUUUUUGUAUUAAUAAAACUGCGUGUUUCCACUAUUCAAUUCUUCGAAAGAUGAAAAGUGGAGGAAUUUUUCGAAAAUGAAUUUACUAUCAGAUGAGAUUAUUAUUGUUAAUAAUUUUUAACAAGUUUAAAUGGCUGAAACUGAAGGGCCAAUUUUGCAUAUAAUAGUGAUUGGUUUUCAUCACAAAAAAGGUUGUCAAGUGGAGUUCUCUUUUCCUCCAUUGGUACCUGAGGCUCCAAACGAAUGUCCGUUGAAUUGGAGAUAUUUGCCGUCAUUAGCACUACCAGAUGGAUCUCACAAUUAUGAUGAAGACACCGUAUUUUUUCACCUACCUAGUCUUACGGAUCCAAAAUGCACAAUAUACGGAAUUUCAUGUUUCAAACAAAUUCCAGUUGAGAGACUGAAAUGUCGAACAUCGGAUAUUACAAGAGGAACUGUACAGAAAUCAGUCUGUAUUUUGAGCACAUUACCUCUUUACGGACAUAUUCAAGUUAAAGUUGCAUUGAUAACAAAUGCAUAUUUUGAGGAAGGAGACUUUAGUAAAAUUUCAUUAUUAAAAGAAACUUAUUAUCAUCUCAAUUCUUGUAUGAAGAAAGACAGUCAAAUUCCUUUACAAAUUUUUGGAGGUCUCUCGGCACGAGAUUUAAUUUUACAAUUUCGACACAAAGUUCUUUUAUUAUUUAAACUACUACUUUUAGAAAAAAAAUUAGUUUUUUUUCAAUCACCGGUGCAUCCAUUAUGCACGACGAUAUUGACUCUGCUUUCAUUAUUUCCCGGAAUGAUAGAAAGUGGUUUAAAGAAUUCUACCUACAUCAGAGUUCCAACAUCACCUGUUUCAAAUGACGAGAACAUUUCAGUUGUUGAUUCCGAUUUGCCAAAUUUAUAUUCUCUAGACCAGAAAUCACUAAAUAAAGAACAAAAUGAUGAUAUAAAUUUAGAAAAAGAAAUUUCAUAUUCCAAUUAUGAUGCAAAUUUAGAAACACUAGAGCAAGAGUGUAAAGAAGUUUUGAAUGAUGAGGCGGACAGAAGCAGAAAUUCCGAAGAAACACUAGAAAAUAAAUACAUCAAUAAGGCUAAUUACGAAGAAAAUUCGGGGAACUCUUUGACGAUAAAAGAUGAUUUAAAUACUGUCUCUUUCGAAGCAGGUGACGGCGAUGGUGUUUUAUCCAAAAACAGUAAUAGUCUUUUAUCUGUAAAUACAUGGAUUGAAGAAAGUGUAUUGCAGGCGGCAUCUAUAAAUACUCAAAAAUGUGGUUUACCUUUGCAAAUAUUUUCUGAGGGAUACCUCUGUUUACCGUAUCUCUCAUUGCCAUACUUAGAAUUAUUAAGUGAUAAAAAUGUUCGAGGCUAUGUAGUAGGAGCAACAAAUGUUCUUUUUAAGCAGAAGAAACAGCUUAUCGAUGUUUUAAUUGAUAUAGAAAAUGGACGAAUAGAAGCCAAUGAUCCUGAAUUAAGGCGUUACUUGCAUCUUACAACUGAAGAUUUGAGAUUUAUUGAUUACGUUAUUCGAUGUGUAGUCGAGCCAAGAAAGGAGAAUAUUCUGGAUAGUUCCACAUAUCACGGUGGGGAAGAAUGGAUAAGGCUUCAAUUCAAAAUGUAUUUGCUUCAUUUAUUGCGGACAUCAAUGCAAUAUGAUACUCGUGAAACGGAUCACUUCAAUACCUUAUUUAUAUCAGCUUGGCGUACCACGAAUAACUAUAAGAAAUGGAAAGACUUUAAUUCUACUGAAAUAACUAGCAUAGAACCAAGGCAUCCAUUUGUUGGGCAGUUAUCAGUUCAGGAUAUGAAAUUACGUUUGACACAUUCCAUGCAAAACACAGAAAGUGGACGAAAAUUGAACCAAGCAAUGUUAACAACAGGAAAAGCUGUAGGUGGAGCUUUGUCGCAAGCGAAAGGUGCAUUUUCAACGUGGUGGAAUACUUUAACCGCAGUCCAACCUAUCAAUGUUGUCAGAGAUAAUACUCUCCCCGAAGAAGAAAGAGAACAACAUGCCUUUAAAGUGGAAACUGAUGAAACGAUUUUAAAUAAAGACUUUCUGAGAGAGUCUAUAAAUUAUGAGAAAAUAAUUAAACCAAAUUAACAAUCUUAUAACUAUUAUUAUUUAAAUAACUAAAAUAACAAUGUCAAACACUGAAAAGACCAAACUCUCUAAAUUAUAUAAUUCUUUAGAUUAAAUAUGGAAGUUGCUUAAAUUUAGAAAGUUAAUUUUAAGAAUUUGAGGAUAGAGAUUUUACAGAAUAAAAAGUUGUAAAAUCCAAAAACAGAUAUUCAAGUUUUAAAUAAAUUUAAAAAUAUUCUAAAAAUAACUUUUGGACAGACAAAAAUAAUGUGAAUUAUCUUUAAAGAAACUAAAUUUUAUGUCCAUCCGUUUAUUUCUCAAGUCAAGUCAAUUUAUUACUCAACCAGAUCUUUUGAUUAAAAAUGGAUGGAAUAAUAAUUGACAAACAAUAAAUUAAUUGCAAUAUUAUUAUUUUUUAUUAUAAUCGUAAAACCGUUUUAAUAUUAAACUAAAUAAGCGGUCUAAUUUUCAUACAUUCAAUGAUUGAACUGUAAAAGAAUAUUCUAUUAUAUACAGAAAUUUUGAAAAUUAUAAAAGCACAUGAUUUAAAGCAUUAGCGUUUAGUACAAUAAUUUUUAUGAGUACAAUUGUAAGUUUAAUAACUAAACUUAAAAUUAGAAAGUAAUUAUUACUUUUUAAAGCGUGUAAAAAGUUACUAAAAUGAUUGUAAUUUUUCUUUUUAUUUUUAGUCGGUUAUUUCAGAUUUUUUUUAAAUACCAAACCAACAUUUGUUCGUUAUUGCUGUCUAAUAUUUGUUUUUAAAUACCAAGUCUGUGAUUAUUUUCUGACUGCAAAUAUAUGUUUAUGCAAAUUAUAAA